Molecule: messenger RNA, 4047 nt
Organism: Plasmodium vivax (malaria parasite P. vivax)
Lineage: Eukaryota; Apicomplexa; Aconoidasida; Haemosporida; Plasmodiidae
Exons: 1
Coding region: 1-3765 (1254 amino acids)
Biological process (GO): mRNA 3'-end processing
Cellular component (GO): nucleus
Molecular function (GO): mRNA binding; protein binding
Source: RefSeq, a predicted model, not a curated record
AUGCUUAGGGGGGACGCACUGAAGGGCGAGUUAACCAGUGGGGCGGACAAUGACGAACUGGUUACAGCCAAGCAACUCUUCGCGACGCACUUGAAGGUGGACGAGAGGACCAAGCAGCUUUACAGGCACUUCAACGUGGAGGAGUAUGUGCUCGAGGUUGUGCGAAGUAAGGGGGCGGAGAAGAAGGGCGAUGGUAAGGAGGGAGGAAGUGGCACAUUGGAGGAGGCCAGCGGGGGUGAGGGCGCGAAUGGGGAAAAUGCUGGCGCAGGGAAAGUGAGCGGAGCGGAAAAUGUGAAUGACACGAAAAAGGCCAGCGAAUCCGAUAUCGCCAACGAAGCGGACAACGCGAACGAAGCCGACAACGAGCACAGCGCGGGCGACGACACAGACAGUGAGUGCCCCAAAAGAGACGAGCAGGCGUACCGAGAAGAGCUGCAGUUUUUAAAAGCCAACCCACUGCACCUGAGCAGGUGGUACGACGUGCUGGAGCUGUACCAAAGGGAAGAAGUGUACGAACUGUUUCUGCUGGUUUUCCCAAGGUGCACAUUAUAUUGGACCAAAUAUGCAGAGCUGAAAGUAAAAAAAAAGGAAUACACAGAAGCGUAUAAAAUAUAUCGCAGGUGUAUUGAUGCGAAUAUCUACGACUUGAAAUUUAUUUUCUCCUUUUUGUACUUUGCCUACCACACGUCUUCCAUUCACGAGUACAUCAGUUUUUUGUUCGAGGGGUUGAAGUACGUAGGGACGGAUAUAAAGUCAGGCACCAUUUGGGUGGAGCUCCUAUACAUACUAAUAAAAAUAAACAACACACAUUUGAUUCAGAAUAAUGACGUUCAAAAUUUGCUGCUCGAUCCAUUUAGGAACAUAAGCAGUAAGAAGAGGAAUGAAGGGCCAUUGCUGCCAUCAGAAAAGGAGCAAGCCAUAUUUAGCUCCUCCAUUCCAAAUAAAAGUGGCAAAACGGUGACGUACACGGAGCAUUACACAAGUGAUGGGAAGCUUAGGAAGUUUUACCAUUGCUGGUUUAAUAACCCCACAAAAUAUUUAGAUAAGGUGUGGAAGAAUUUUUGCUCCUACGAAAAAACCCUCACAGAUAAUUUUACCGUCAGUUCGCUAGCCAUCUACAAUACGCAGUACUUAAAUGCGAAGAAUGCCUUUAGAGAGUUAUCUGCCCUUUACCAGGAGUUAAAUUUAGACCGGAAAUUCAAAAUUGAUAAAAAAUUUAAGCUAAUCAUACCCAUUAGCAGGAAAUAUAAGGUAGAAAAUUGCAUCCUCCUUCGUCGGUGGGAAAAAAUCAUCAAUUUUGAGAAAGAGAACCCCCUCAAGUUGAGUCUCCCUCUUGUGCGUAAAAGAAUUAUGUAUGUCUACGAACAGGCCUUGGUCCAUUUACAGUUUAAUGCCGAUUUGUGGUUUUCCUACUUCCAGUUUUUGCUACUAAGUAAAAGGUUUAAUUAUGCCAUUAGGAUUAUGAGGGAAGCCAUCGAGGUGUACCUCCCCUUUGACGAAUUGCUGAAGUUAAAUUUUGCGUACUUCUUCGAAAGGCACGCUUUAAUAAACCAGGCGCACUUCGUCUAUCAGCUUAUGCUUGGUGAGGUUUCCAAAAAGAGGAAGCAGUUUUCUCUCCCCUUUUUGCACUCCAAGGAGGGCUUCAAGAAGGGGUCCUUGGGCCUUGUGAGGAGCAGGGCGGGCAAGAGGAAGAGGAUGAGGGGCGCUACACCGGGGGGGACGCACCAACGGGGGGAAUCCAGUGAGAUGGAUGGUUUCAGCGGAGGGGAUGACCCGCAUAACAGCAGGAGCGAUGAGGAAAGAAAGGGGGGUAAAAAAAAGGCAAAAGCGGAGGGCCCACCCCGGGGUGAUAACAGCAACGGGGGGAACGAGCAGGAUAAUGAGGGUGCUAAUGAAGGUGCUAGUGAGGAAGAGGGCCAUAACAACCGCGAGGACAAUCGCGGGGUGGACCACACGAGUGAGCAGGGCAGUGGAGCCCCCCCGGGGGAGGCGCCAGAAGCGCCCAACUCUUGCGAAGACGACAUCAGGAGGAAAUUUCUGCACUGCGAUUACGAAAAGAUUGAGGAGCGGAAAAAAUACUUCAUAAACUACAUUAACGUGAACAAGAAAAAAAGGAGAGACUUCGUCUUCACGCAUUUUUUAAAUUUUGUUAAAAGGAAUUACGAUGAAACGAUCUGGAGGUACUACACGGGGGUGGUGCUGAGCGAGAAGAGGUGCUCCCAAUAUGUAUACUACUACUGUGCAAACAUGGAAAGAAGAAUUUUUAAAAAUGAAAAGAGGGCCAUCUAUAUCAUGAAUGAGGGUUAUAAGAAGUACGCGUCGAAUAAGCGGUUCCUCCUGCUUUAUGUUAAGUUUUUGCUGGAGAAGGGGAACAUGGACGAGGUGAGAUCGUUAGUCUACAAAUUUAUUCACAACCUGUAUGCAGAUUUUUAUAGGCAGUAUGACAGGGAACAUAACAGCAGUGGGAAAAAAAGCUCCAGAGGGAAAUCCGGGCAGGGAGAAUUUAACCAGUUCGAUUCUAACUAUAUAAAAUUGUUGAAGAAAAAAAAUGAAGCGUGCGAUAAGAUGUGGACGUUACUGACGCAGCUGGAGACGCUCUACGGGGACAUAACCAAUUUGAACCGAAUUUGGAAAACCAAAUUGAAAUAUGAGUCGGGGUACAAUUUGGAAGAAAAUAAAAAUGUGCUCAUCGAUUUUGAUAACGUGUCGAAUGUUAACGAACAUAUGUUUGUGGAAGAUUCUACGCUGACGGAUAUCCUUUGCAAGGGAUAUUUGGAAAAUUUAAAAAAAAAUGACAUAGACAAUCUGCAGUUUAAGGUGAACCUGGUCAAUUCGCAGCAGUUCGGCGGGGCUCCCCUCAAAAAGACCUUCUCCUUUUUUCAAGUAAGCGGAGAAAAUGCCUUCACCGAGGUGUUAACAAGAAAUGAGUGCGUGGUUGAGGUGCGGGGGGGUGAGAAGAAGAAGAAGAAAAAGGCAGUACUCCAGGAGGGGGAGCCUCCUCAGAAGCCUGAUCAGAGGCAGACACAGGAGGACGACCCUGCGAGGCCCCCCCAAUCGCAGGCAAAGAAGGAGCCCCUAAGCGAAAGCGACGUGAGCGAAAGCCGCAUUGCGAACGGGGGUGAAAGUCAAAAUAACCCAAACGGGCAAGGCGGCGCAGAAGGUGUAAAUAACGACCAGCUGGGAAACCCCCCUUUGAAGAAAGAAAAAAAACGUUCCACGAAAAGAGGCACAGUGAAGUCCACCUACGAUUCGUUUAACUUUUUGGACGCGCGAGCAAGUGUGAAAAAAAAAAAAAAAAAAACUCGCAAUAACGUUGAGAGUAGUGCGAAGAGUGGGGAAUGUAAAGCCGAAGAAAAAACAGCCAUGAUGACGGACACUGUGAGUUGCAUCAGCAGACCCAAUUUAAAGAAAAUGCUUCUGUACAAGCCGCUAGAAAAUUAUGAGCAUUUAGAAGUAGAUGGGGGGAAAUUACACGAUGAGAAAAACAUAUCCCUCAGUGAAUACCCCUACUGUGUUAGCGACUUGAACAGAAAUGACGAUAGGGAUUAUUUCUUCAAGCGAGAAUAUUUCACCAUGCCAAAUAUAAUAAACGACUUUUUAAGUUUGCUUCCUGAAGAAGAUGCAGGCCUAAAUGUGUCCGAUAGUUCCAUCGAUUAUUUAAUUACCUCUCUGCAAAAUUUGACCAUCCCCAAGUUGAAGGAAUUUCCCUACGAGCCGAUACCCGUGAAGGAAAUUAUACAGAUAAAGAGCGAGAUGAAUGGUUAGCAAGGUUUACUGUUUCUGGGGGUAAAUGAUUUGAGGGGAUGGAGGUUGCGAAAGGGGGGAAUUUGCUUGUACAAAUGAGCCCAUGUUGACAGGGGGGGAAAUAACCCGUGGGAGGAACUCUAAAAACGCUGAAGAAAGAGCUGCCAUAUAUUAUUGCACAAAAGGGGUUAUUGCAUACCCAUAUCAAGCUUCUUAACCCUGUGAGCGAGCUGUGCAGCCCUGUCUUUUUUCCCUUUCGCUCGGCGGUCGCUUCGUCCGUCCGCCGCUUGUUGUUUCGUCGUU